Molecule: messenger RNA, 3278 nt
Organism: Vespa velutina
Lineage: Eukaryota; Metazoa; Arthropoda; Insecta; Hymenoptera; Vespidae
Product: zinc finger protein 879-like
Exons: 4
Coding region: 589-2871 (760 amino acids)
Biological process (GO): regulation of transcription by RNA polymerase II
Cellular component (GO): nucleus
Molecular function (GO): zinc ion binding; RNA polymerase II cis-regulatory region sequence-specific DNA binding; DNA-binding transcription factor activity
Source: RefSeq, a predicted model, not a curated record
UGAUAUAUAUAUAUAUAUAUAUAUAUGCAUACAUAUACAUACACACAUACACAUAUACAUAUACAUAUAUAUAUAUAAUUUUCUUUUUUCUUUUAAUAAAAAACACCGAUUAAAAGAUGUUCGAACGCCAUUCGUGUAUCCCUAGAGAAUAUACAUCGAUUCGGUUGAACGCAAUGUAUAUGAAUUGCUCUCAACUUAAUUUGCUCGAAUGUUUCGCGGCAUAUAUGUAGAUAGAAGCCAUUAGACAAAGGAUAAAUAAGUAUUCGAGUAUAUUGCCACGAGUAAAACGUAAGAUAGAAGCAAGAUAUUAGAAUGAACGAAGACAUUCUGUGUUUUAAUAUGCAUUGAGAAAAUUCACGUAUACUAUGGAUUAAUAUCAAAAAGGAUCGCGAAAAAAAAAAAACAAAAGAGAAAGAGAGAGAGAGAGAGAGAAACAAAAAGUAUUCGAGUUUUCGAAGUGUUACUUUUCCUUUCGUCUGGGCAUCACUGCCGAAGGCAUUGGACUCAACGUCGUGGCAUGUUCAAACGACGCAUCACGGAUCCAAAGACAAUUUUGGAUUAAUCAGUAUUCAAAAUAUCUGCAAGACAAUGAAUUCGGGUUAUUUCAAUUUGCCUCUUAAUAUGGACAGAGUAUGUAGAAUCUGUCUAACAGAAAGUAACAAUUUAUCACCUAUUUUCUGUACCGAUCAAGAGGUAGAUGAUUUCUCAGAUCUUCCACAAAAAAUUCAAGUAUGUGGUUCAAUUGAUAUUCACGAGCAAGAUGGAUUACCAUCUUUAAUCUGCGAUGUUUGUGUUUAUAAAGCAAGUGUUGCUCAUGAAUUUAGACAACAAUGUCAACAUUCCAAUGCUAGACUACGAAUGUAUUAUAAUAAACCUGAAAAAUGCAAUGUCAUGGAUUCGUGUACGCAAACAGAUUUUUCUUCAUGCAUUGAACUACCAAAAAAGACAACAAAUGAGCAAGACAAUUCUUUUAUAAAAGAAGAAAUGCAAAUAGUAUCAAAUUCUCAAGACUUCAAUAAUACUAAUAAUACUUACACUUCAAAUACACCUAGUCUUACUACUACCGAAAUCGACAUACAAGAUGAAAAAAUCUUCAUGUGUUCUAUCGGAUUUGAAGGUCCCAAAGAGAUCGGUAAAGAACAAUGUUCUACUACGGAAAGCAAUAUUAAUCAAAAUUCAUCCAUUGAAUCUGCUUCGCAAGUAGAUACAUGCGAUAUUUAUGAAACAAUGGAUGUAGAUGAUAAACCUCAAGAAGAACAGAAUAUUACUAAAGAAUCAGAAAAAAAUUCUAAACAACAAGAAGAAGAACAAUUUCCAAAUGAACGUGUGUCCGAUGAUACGGGAAUUGAAAAGGAUGUGGCACCUCCACAGAAACGUACGUCAACGAGGAAAACAAAAUCAAUGCCUAACAAAUCUUACAGCGAAGAUGAAGGAGAUGAUAAUUAUUAUGAUCCGAGUAGCGACAGUCAAGAUUCAGAAGAAUUGAAGUUCAAGUGCAAAAUUUGUUUAAAGCGUUAUGCGACACAGAAAGGCUUAAAAAAACAUUCUCUUGUCCAUGAGAAAAAGCACAAAUGUAAUAUUUGUUUAAAAUUGUUUUAUAAACAAGAAAAUAUGGAAAAACAUAAAAAGAUACAUGCAUCUAAACCUCAUGCUUGCCAAUUAUGUCAUGCCUGUUUCUCUAAGUCUCAAAGUCUUGUACGGCAUUUGAAGUCUCAUACAGAGAAAGUAAAUGAUAUGAUUAAACAGAUAAAUACUGACGAACGAAAAGAUGAUGGAGAUUCAAAAAAAGAACCAAAGUGUGAAGAUGAUACUGAGGAUGAAAGUGGUACAGUAAACGAACCAGAUGAAUUUGAAAAUGCUCCUGAAUUAUAUAAAUGUGAAAUCUGUAAUCAGUAUUGUUCUUCCUUAAAAAAUUUGAAAAGACAUGCUCUUGUACAUGGGGAUAAAAAGUAUUCUUGCACAGUAUGUAAAAAGUGGUUUUUCAGACCAGACACAUUGAAAAAACAUGCUGAAAAACAUGGCCAUGGAUUAUUAGAUAAUUUAGUAGAUGAUAACAAAUUAUUUGAUUCAGAUGACGAUGCUUUUCCAAAUGAUACAACAAAUACUUUACCAGAGAAUGAAACAGUUAAAAAAGAAGAUAGUGAAGAAGAUGGAUCUGGUGAAUACAAGUGCCAACAUUGCGAUAAAAUUAUGGCUACUAAGAAAGGCCUUAGGCGUCAUGUGUCCAUGCAUAAGCCUAAAGCUGAACCAGUAACUUGUGAAAUAUGUAGAAAAGUUUGUGCUAGUCAAGCUCGCCUUGUUCUUCAUCAAAGGACACAUAAACCCAAGGAAAAAGUGCCACGAGAAUAUCUAUGUCAUAUUUGUAGCAAGGUAUACCCAAGUAAUUCAUCGCUUACAUACCAUAUGAGAACUCAUACAGGAGUGAAACCACAUGUAUGCAAAACAUGUAAUAGUGGAUUUACAACAACUACUAGUUUGGCAAAUCAUAUUCGUAUUCAUACAGGGGACAAACCUUUUGUAUGUCAUGUUUGUAGUGCAGCAUUUGCUGUGAGUUCAGCAUUUAGGAGACAUUUGACACGACAUACGGGUGAAGCAAAUUAUCUCUGCAAAACGUGUGGCAAAGCUUUUAAGCGUCUUAGUACUCUGAAAGAACAUACUUAUACACAUUCUGGUGAAAAACCUUAUGUUUGUAAAACAUGUGGCGCUGCAUAUAGUCAUAGUGGCAGUUUAUUUGCACAUCAAAAACGAUGUCGUGUCCAAUAUGGUGAAAUGGUUGUAGAUGAACAUCAUCAUGCUGUUGCACAUCAUAUUCAUGUAAAUAAUGUGCAAUCUGCAGUGAGAUCACUUACUGUGAUAGGACAGAUGUUCUAAAGAGUAAAAUCGGUGCUCUGAAAUACACUUAUUUUACCUAAAUAUUUAUGCGAGAAUAAAUUUGUGGCUCUAUAUAUAAAUGUUCCCACAAUGGGAAUAACACUACUAUUAUUCUUUUCAUGAAAAAAUAUUGUUUUAUCGUGAAUACUCUUUACUGUAAAUAUUUAGCCAACUCUUUUUUUUUAUAAUAAAAACAUUUGUUUAAAUAUUUGCAUCAUGUAUUAAAGAUGCUGGGACUAGUGCUUCGUUAUAGAAAGUACAUAAUCUAAUAUGUUUGAUCAAUAUUAAUAUUAUACAAAUUUAUUUCUGUAUAUAUUUGUAUAAUAUAAAUUAUACAUAUAUUCUUAAAAAAAAAAAAUUGUCCAUAUAAACUUGACAAAGUCAAGUUAAUCCAUAAAUUCACAAAG